Solanum verrucosum is the source of this 2778-nucleotide messenger RNA. Its product is annotated as probable ADP-ribosylation factor GTPase-activating protein AGD14. The record is from RefSeq and is a predicted model, not a curated record. Gene Ontology annotation, molecular function: GTPase activator activity. The transcript has 14 exons. The coding region runs from base 197 to 2278 and encodes 693 amino acids. Lineage: Eukaryota; Viridiplantae; Streptophyta; Magnoliopsida; Solanales; Solanaceae.
UUUAGCAGAAGAAGACACACAGUUUCUCCCUUGUAUCCGCGGAGCACCCUAUAUUUUCUCUCUCUCUCUCUCUCUACAAUUUUUUCUUCCAAAAGAGGAAGCAUUCUGAGCUGUACGAAAGCUGUUGUUUCCUCCAUUUUCAUCGAUCAAGUAAGUUGAGGAGAUAGGGCUUUGAUUGCUGGUUUUUUGUGAAGAGAUGGCGAACCGAAGGGAGGAUGAGAAGAAUGAAAGAACCAUACGGAAUCUGCUUAAGCUUCCGGACAAUCGACGAUGUAUAAACUGUAAUAGUUUGGGGCCACAAUAUGUUUGCACUAAUUUCUGGACAUUUGUUUGCACAACAUGCAGUGGUUUACAUCGGGAGUUCACCCAUAGAGUGAAAUCAGUAUCCAUGGCUAAAUUUACCUCACAAGAAGUUAGUGCCCUUCAAGGAGGAGGAAAUGCGAGUGCAAAGGAAAUAUAUUUGAAGGACUGGGACCCACAGCGUAAUUCUCUCCCAGAUGGCAGUAAUGUAGAGAGGCUUCGUGAUUUUAUUAAGCAUGUGUAUGUGGAUAGAAGAUACUCCGGUGAAAGGAGCAUUGAGAAGCCACCAAGGGGAAAGAUGGCUGAAGCCGAGAACUUGAACGAGAACAGGAAGACAGAUACCUACCGGGGUGGCUCUCGAAGCCCACCAAAUGAGGAAGUAUAUGAGCGCCGAUAUAGUGACAGACCUAGUCCUGGUGGGAGAAGUAGUGGUGGAAGAAGUCCUGGAUAUGAUCAAAGAAGUCCUGCCCGUGCUGAAGUAAUCAAUGACUGGCGACGGGAGGAUAGAUUUGGGAAUGGUCGAACUUCUGAUGGAGGAUCCAAGUUUGAAAGCAUGUCACCUGACCGUCAAAGCGACUUUGACACAUCUAGUCCCCCAAUGGUUCGGCCUGUUAGAGAGAUUCUUGGAGAGAGUGUAUCUCCUCUUCGAGUUAUUGAACCUCCGAAAACCAAUGGUGGUAGGUCUGCUGCUGAUAGUUCCAUGAGAACCCAGAGGACUGCAUCUUCCAGUAGUUUGGCGUCCUCCAACGGGAACCCUGUCGAACUUAAGACCGAAACCUCAUUAAUUGAUUUUGAUGAUGUUCCUGAACCCCCAGCUUCUGCACCCGCACCACAAAUACAACAAUCUGUUACGGUCAUGCCCGUUGCUCAACCAACGAAAUCUGCUGCUGACAACUGGGCGAACUUUGAUUCAUUUGCAGAGGUUAAAGCAUCUCCAGCUCCUUCAAAUACCAAUCUACUGGAGACUGUAUUCUCAGAGUUGACAGCUCCAGCAACUGCAACUGCUCCUUCAGGAAGUCCUGGUGGUAGUGCAGCUCCAUUCACUCCCUUCAGUAGUUUUGCUCCUGGAGCUGCAACUAUGGACAACUCAGCAGCAUUUCCUCUUGGUGGUGCUCCAGCUGCACCCACUGGACCGACAUCAAUACUGCCAGUUAGUGGUGGUAAUGCCUUUGCAAAUACUCAUGGUGGACACUGGUCUAAUAUGCAACCUCAGCAGACUUCCUUGUUUCCUGUGACUGGCCAACAGGCUAUAUCACAGCUUUCUACUCCAGCUGCUGGUGGACAUUCUGGCAACCAGCAAUGGAAUUCUUCAGUUGCCCCAAGCACACUUGGUUUUUCUAGUUCAGCAACUGCACAAGUUCCUCAAGCUGUAAACCCUGUCCUUCAGGAAGCCACUUCUGCAGUUGCAUCUCAAGCUUCUUCUGUUGAAAUCAAAUCCAUUGGAAGAAAAGAACUGCCUGCGGAUUUGUUUGCUGUAAAUUAUUCUUCAAUUUCUGGAGCUUUUCCAGGCUGGCAUGCUGGUCCACAGCAAGGCUAUGGAUUCGCUAUGCAGUACAACAUGUCAAUGGCUACAAAUGCUUUUCCACAACCAUCAAAAUCAACAAACCCUUUUGAUGUCAUAAAUGAACCAACUUCACAAGCUCCAACGUUUCCAUCAAUGUCAUCAUUACAAGGUGCACUACCAAACAUGGCACCUCCAACUGGAUUGCUGCAUACAUCCAACCUCGGUGCCCCAACUUCUUAUCCUCUGGCAAUGCCUCAGCAAGCACCAUCUUAUGCAUCAGCAAAUCCACCAGGCUCAUACUUGGGGCAUCAAGUCGCUGGUAGCAUGCAACAGAGACCACCAGGAGUAGCAAGUUUUGGCUUUGAUGGGGUUGCUUUCGGAGGUCUAAACUCGAAUCAGCAGUCUGGUGCAUUAUAUUCUGCAACCCCUACCCAGAACACCUUCUCUUCUUCUGGAGGAAAUCCUUUCGGAUAAAGAAAAUUCAGUUAUAAUGUGAUCAAAUUGAGCAUUCCGAUUCACAAUAUUUUCGUAGCUGCUUGCUGUAGAAUGUUUCAUGCUCAAGGCAUCUCCAAGGGUUAUGGCAUUCAUCACCGAGCAUCGGAUCCACUGUGCUGCUGCCAAAAGGAAGUGUAACUAGAUGCUGGGAAGAAGCUAAAGGGGAUUUAUCUAUCAAAGAAUGGGAACCUUCAUUGUGAGACAUAUCUAUCAUGUGCAUUUUUGCCUGCUGCACCUAAAAUGUGUUAUUAUUAUUAUAUUUUUUCCUCUUCUUUUUUUCCUUUUAUCAUUUAUUAAUCUUCUUUAUUUCACCCCUCCCCUCAUUGCCUGCACUGAAAGUUGCAUUGUUUUUAUUUAUUUUUGUUUUUCGCUAGUAUUGUUGUGGUCAGUAGUUUCCAAUAUAGAAUUUCAGCUGUAUUGUACAGUUUGUAUUUUACUUGUACGAUAGGAUUAAUGUAAUAUCUAUAUUCUUUGUUCUU